This is a messenger RNA of Hibiscus syriacus, 1891 nucleotides long. Its product is annotated as probable WRKY transcription factor 31. The transcript has 6 exons. Gene Ontology annotation, biological process: regulation of DNA-templated transcription. NCBI's taxonomy places the organism in Eukaryota, Viridiplantae, Streptophyta, Magnoliopsida, Malvales, Malvaceae. Bases 111 to 1685 code for a protein of 524 amino acids. Gene Ontology annotation, molecular function: sequence-specific DNA binding; DNA-binding transcription factor activity. The record is from RefSeq and is a predicted model, not a curated record.
AAUACAUUUCAUUUCAAACGCCUUCCCAUAUCUCACGUUUCAACUCCUGUCUUUCUUUUCUUCUUUUUUGGAUCGAAAACUUUGGUCUUCUUACACUUGUAAAUAUAUUUAUGGACAAAGGAUGGGGGCUUACUCUCGGUAAUUCUGAUCCUGUAUCUGGUUUCUUCCCUAGCAAAACCAACUCCGCCAGCGCCGGACCUUUCUUCAGGUUAAAGCAACAGCCGGACAUGUUUCAGUUCCCUGUUAGCCUUGCUGGUUACAGGGAGGAUCACCGUGGAACUUCCUCUCCCUCCUCACCUGCCUCUGCUAACAACCGCCUGGUGGUCGAUGAGGUUGACUUUUUCUCUGAUAAGAAACACAGGGUUGAUGAUGAUAACAAAACUAGUACUACCGUCACCGCCAAGAAGAAAACUUCUCACGGAGGAGGCGAUCAUUUGGGUGUCAAUACCGGGUUGCAUCUUCUCACGGUUGAUGGCGGGGUAUCAUUGGACACGGAAGAUAAGAUAGAAAAGAAUGAGCUGGCGGAAUUACAAGUGGAGUUCAAACGUAUGCAUGCUGAAAAUCAGAUAUUAAGGAACAUGAUUAGUCAUGUCAGCAACAACUACACCGCUCUCCAGAUGCACCUUGUGACCUUAAUGAAGCAGCAAAGAAAUCCAGGACCCAAAACCACCCAAGAACAUGAGAUUCAAGAAAUAAAAUCCCAAGUGAAGAAAAAUGAGGUGGUAAAGCCUACACAAUUUAUGGAUAUAGUCUCAUAUUCAGGCACCGCCGAAGCAGAUGAGAUGUCUCAUCCUUCAUCAGAAGAAAGAACACGUUCAGUGUCUACUCCAAACAAUGUGGAAGUUGCAUCACAAGAAAGCCCUGAAUCUGAUGGCUGGGGUCCUAACAAAGCUCAAAAGUUGAAUCUUUCUAAGCCGAUCGAACCAUCUUCUGAUGCCACCAUGAGGAAAGCUCGUGUUUCCGUUCGAGCUCGAUCGGAAGCUCCCAUUAUCAGUGAUGGAUGUCAGUGGAGAAAAUACGGACAAAAGAUGGCAAAAGGAAAUCCCUGUCCUAGAGGUUAUUACCGGUGCACAAUGGCAGUUGGUUGUCCUGUCCGUAAACAAGUUCAACGCUGCGCUGAAGAUAGAACAAUCUUGAUAACAACUUACGAGGGCAACCACAAUCACCCACUUCCUCCAGCUGCCAUGGCAAUGGCAUCAACAACAACAACAGCUACAAGCAUGUUGCUUUCAGGUUCAAUGGCCAGUGCAGAUGGGAUUAUGAACCCCAAUUUUCUUGCCAGGACAAUCCUUCCAUCAUGCUCCUCGAGCAUGGCAUCGAUUUCAGCUUCUGCUCCGUUCCCAACUGUAACAUUGGACCUUACUCAAUCACCCAACACUCUACAAUUCCAAAGACCACCACCCCAAUUCGAAGCCUCUCAAUUGCCUCAAGUUUUUUACCAAGCACCGUAUAAUCAGUCAAAAUUCUCAGGCCUGCAGUUGUCUUCGCAGUUAGGCCACCAAGUUCCUCAUCCGCAACUGCAGCCUCAACAUCCCACCCUGGUUGACAAAGUAAGCGCCGCCACGGCUGCCAUCACCAAUGAUCCCAGCUUCACUGCCGCCCUCGCAGCUGCCAUCACCUCCAUCAUUGGUGGUUCUCACCCCAAUAACAGUAGUAGCAACACCUCCAACAGCAAUAAAAAGUAAUGCCAUCACCAGAAGCUUAGCAGCAGACAAUAGAUCAGUAGGGUUUCCCACCGGGAAUUUACUAGAAACAACUUUUUUGUUAUACCCAUUUUCCCCUUCCUUUUGUUUUUAGUGUUGUUUAAUUGUGGAUGAGAUGCGGAUUACAUGUUUAUAUGUUUUCUUUGUACCUUGUUGUUGGGGAGGACGGGAGGUGUUAGGUCAUGUAC